This is a messenger RNA of Neohortaea acidophila, 2185 nucleotides long. RefSeq names its product Alpha/Beta hydrolase protein. The coding region runs from base 396 to 2102 and encodes 568 amino acids. The transcript has a single exon. The record is from RefSeq and is a predicted model, not a curated record. Lineage: Eukaryota; Fungi; Ascomycota; Dothideomycetes; Mycosphaerellales; Teratosphaeriaceae. Gene Ontology annotation, biological process: lipid metabolic process.
CAUGGGAUCGAUUGGUCCCCAAAGCAGGCUACAACCUCCCGGUCGUGGUUGAGGUUCCAGCCAACGAUUCAGAUCCGGAGGCGCACGAGCAUUUCUGCUGCAAACACGCCUCCGCAAAUAAACCAAAGUACCACAACGAAGACGUCAGUGCAAGAAUCGGCCUUUUCAAAAGCAAUCUGGACACUCUCUUCAGUACCAAACCCAGCGUUCCCAAUGCGGAUCGCCUAGAACACCGCAUCCCUACAGGGACUCCUUUGUCACGGCUUAAGAAUGGCGAGACCCCAAGAAGGACAACCGCCCUUCCCAUCGAUAAGCGCAACAACCAGUCCGGGCGCCGCACCACCGUCACAGUCGAGACCUAUCUUUCCACCUCGGUGCCUUCGGAGCAGUCGGGGAUGCACAAGCUCGACUUGGAUUAUCCCGUCCUUGGAAGCUCGCCACGUUCCCCCAGAUCUUACUUCCCCGGACACCUCAACACCGAAGCUGGUGACGAUGUUCCAGAUGUACCCCGGCGGCCAAGUGCGGCCGAAGUCACAACCUCCAGCUACGUGCGAGACGAACAUAAGCGUUCCUUACGCUCUAGCAGGACACUGGUGGAACAAGACCACGGAGAGCAGUAUUCAACCGUCACCGAUACCCACGAGGACUUUAACACUGGGAAACGACGGUCGAGUACUGUCCAUGUACUUAAGGACUCCCCAGCCAAUGCACGAAAGGGGGUCAAGCCGAUCCCAGCCAUUGUCGAAGAUGAACCCCAGACCAAAGUCGAUGGGCUGAGUGCCGAAGAGCGAGAAGUCCUCCACCUCGAGGCUCGUCUCCAUGAGAAGGUCGAAUUCCAGCACCUCGUGCGCGCCACCUCGCUCGUCCGCAAGGAAGAAGACGAGAACAAGUUCUCCCGCCCAUACGACGACAACAAACUCACUCGCACAUCCUCUCUGGCGAAAAAGGCCUCGCAGUAUCGCAACUCCAGACUUCCCUCCGACCUGCCCGUCUUCACCGCCUCCCUAUCGACAUGGGCAAUGGCAUGCCGCGCCGCCCAAGCAGCACGCGACGUGUACUACUCCGAACCCUCGCGAUGGUCUCAACCGGCAAAAUACACCUCUCCAGACUCCAGUGAAGGCACCAAAGCCAUGAUCAUCGAGGACCAACUCGUCGACGGCAGCCGCGUGAUCAUCGUGUCCAUCCGCGGCACCCAAUUUCAAAGCCUCGCCGACUGGGCCGUCAACUACGCCGCGAAGCCUGUGAAACCCACCGGCUUCCUCGACGACCAUGACAAUGCAUGCCACGCGGGUUUUUUAAACGUCGCCAAAGCAAUGGUCGCUCUUGUCGCCGUGCAACUGCAGCAACAUCCCGCCUACAACUCCAAACCUACGCUGCUAUUCACGGGACAUUCAGCCGGCGGCGCCGUCGCCUCGAUCCUCUACACCCACAUGCUCUCAGAGACCAUCACGUCCGAACUGACCAGCAUCACGGCCAAGUUCUCCAGCAUCCACUGCAUGACCUUCGGCGCACCCCCCGUCUCGACCAAAACCCUACAAAAGAGCCACGACAGCACCGACAACGGCAACAAAGGCGUCUUCCUCGCCUUCGCAAACGAAGGCGACCCAGUCCUGCGCCUCAGCUCCGCCGCCUACCUCAAAACCCUCGCCCGCCUGCUCGCCAGUCCCCUGCACUCGCCUCGUGAACCGAGCAGCACAGCACCAGAGACGCACAAACAAGAUGCUCCCCCAACCAAAGGCCUAAGGAAAUACCUCCCGCACUCCCUCCGCAAAUCCCACUCCCCAGCUCCACCGCCCAACUCGCGGUCCAGCUCCCCUACUCUGUCGCUGCACAGGACCCGCUCCACAACACCACCAGCAGCAGACGAGCCGGGGGCGCCCAUCUGGCCCGUCCCUGCCGUCCCUCUAGCCAACGCGGGGAAUCUCGUGCUCCUAAGGGAAAGCAGCGCACCGCAUGUCAAGACGGGCGCGGCGGCGCACAGCGUGUGCGUAGAGGAUUUGCGCGACGCGCUGUUUGGCGAUCUGGCGCAGCAUACGCUUGACGUGUACCAUUCCCGCGUGAAUGCGCUGGCGUGCGCGGCGGUGAUGGGGACUGUGAGGUAAAAGGGUUACUUGGUGUACGUGUUUGUGCGAUCGAAAAUGGGAUGGGAUGAAAAGCUGGGAGGAGUUUGUGGUUGGUUCUUCUG